CUCAGAUAUGAUCGCGCUUCUCAGCACACGAUUACCCUCUACCAGGAGAAACCUCCAGGAUGGAUUCGGACGACGUAAUGGAACACGCGGGCAGUUCAAAGCCCCCCGCGGAGCAAGAUGAGUCUGACCUGGAUGAAAAGUUCCCCAACCGACCGCGCAAUCAUUCCUCCACGCUUCCAUUCCACGAGCUCUUCCAGUCCCUCUUCAACCCUCUCAGCGAGAUCAAGAAGAAACCCGCCGGAGCUGCGGGCCCGCGCCGAAAACUCGGCCCCUCAGGCCACUCCUCGGCGAACCUGAACCCCCUCGAACGACGACGCGAUGUGAUCGAGCGCUUCAUCUCGCGCUGGCGCAAGGAUGUCGGCGAUGACAUAUACCCCGCCUUCCGACUGAUACUUCCGGACAAGGACCGCGACCGCGCGAUGUACGGGAUCAAGGAGAAGGUGAUCGGGAAGAUGCUGGUGAAGAUCAUGAAGAUCGACAAGAAUUCCGAGGACGGGUUCAAUCUGUUGAAUUGGAAGCUACCGGGGCAGGCGACCGCGUCUAGCAUGGCGGGCGAUUUCGCGGGCCGAUGCUACGAUGUGCUUUCCAAGCGGCCGAUGCGCACGGAGGUCGGGGAUAUGACGAUCGAGGAGGUGAAUGAAAAGCUGGAUCUGCUCUCGACGGCGUCCAGGGAGGAGGACCAGCAGCCGAUUCUGGCGGAGUUCUAUCGGCGUAUGAACCCUGAGGAGCUCAUGUGGUUGAUCCGGAUCAUCCUGCGGCAGAUGAAGGUCGGCGCGACGGAGCGGACCCUGUUCAAUGUCUGGCAUCCCGAUGCGGAUACUCUGUACAACAUCUCCAGCAGCCUUCGGCGGGUGUGCUGGGAACUGCAUGAUCCGAACAUACGGUUGGAUGCGGAAGAUAAGGGGAUUGCGCUGAUGCAAUGCUACCAGCCGCAGCUGGCGCAAUUUCAGAUGCAUUCGCUGGAUCGGAUGAUCAGUCGGAUGAAGCCGACCGAGGAAGAUCCUGUGUUUUGGAUCGAGGAGAAGCUCGAUGGCGAGCGCAUGCAAAUGCAUAUGGACUCUGACAGCUCCGUGCCGGGGGGAAGGAAAUUUCGCUUCUGGUCGAGAAAGGCGAAAGACUACACAUAUCUCUAUGGCAACGGUAUAUACGACGACAACGGGGCCCUGACGAGACACCUGGAGGAUGCGUUUGCCGACGGAGUCAAGAGUGUGAUCUUGGACGGUGAGAUGAUUACCUGGGAUCCUGAGCAAGAUGCCCCGGCGCCGUUCGGUACCCUCAAGACAGCUGCGUUGGCCGAACAGAGGAAUCCAUUCUCGAACGGUGCCCGGCCGCUGUUCCGCGUCUUUGAUCUUCUAUAUCUUAAUGGACGAGACAUUACGCGGUAUACACUACGCGACCGUCGCAAUGCGCUGCAGAAGUGUAUCAAACCCGUUCAUCGCAGGUUUGAGAUCCACCCCUACGAGGAAGCCACGGGCAAAGCCGAGGUCGAAACGGCGCUCAGGAAAGUGGUCGCAGAAGCCUCCGAGGGGCUGGUGCUCAAGAACCCCCGCUCGCCCUAUCGUCUGAAUGAAAGACAUGACGACUGGAUGAAAGUGAAGCCAGAGUACAUGACCGAAUUUGGAGAGUCGCUGGAUGUUGUUGUCAUCGGGGGAUAUUACGGCAGUGGUCAUCGGGGCGGUGCUCUCUCGAGCUUCCUGUGUGGAUUACGAGCCGACGGGGCCAGCUCGUCGCAAAGCGCCAGCCCGACGAAGUGCUACUCGUUUUGUAAAGUCGGAGGAGGGUUCAACGCCGCCGACUAUGCGAACAUCCGGCAUCACACGGAUGGCAAAUGGAUGGACUGGAAUCCCAAAAAGCCACCGACGACUUACAUCGAACUAGCUGGAGGGGAUACUCAGCAUGAGCGCCCUGAUAUGUGGAUUAAGCCAGAAGACUCGGUUGUUCUCUGUGUCAAAGCGGCCUCGGUGUCCGUCAGUGAUCAGUUUCGAAUUGGACUGACGCUGCGUUUUCCACGUUUCAAGAAGCUGCGGAUGGACAAGAACUGGAAGAGCGCCCUUUCGGUGCAAGAAUUCCUGGAUCUCAAGUCGAACAUUGAACAGGAACACCAGGAGAAGGCGUUUGAUGUGGACAAUUCCCGCAAGAAGCGGACAAAAACAACUACUAAAAAGCCUAUUGCUAUUGCCGGGUACGAUGAGGAGGCAGAAGUAAAAUAUGCUGUGCCAUCUGGGGAAGUUUUCAAGGGACUCAAUUUUUAUGUUUUGACAGAUUCCAACUCCCGGGACAAGAAAACGAAAUCGGAGUUGGAGCAGCUCGUCAAGGCCAACGGGGCCAGUUUCUUCCAGAAAGACAACGCUGCUCCAGAUACCAUAUGCAUCGCAGAUCGAAGAACGGUCAAGGUGGCUGCCGUGCAGAAAAAGAAUACGAACAUCGUCCGUCCAUCGUGGAUCUUGGAUUGCGUCCACCAGAAUGUGGUUGAUGCAGGGCUUCCGGACCUUCUUCUUCCGCUCGAGCCACGACACAUGUUCCAUGCUACCCCCGAGAAGCAGGAAGAAGUCUCCCGCAACGUCGAUGAGUUCAACGAUAGCUAUGCCCGCGACGUUACGCGCGAGGAACUUAGCGAGAUCCUGGACCAAAUGACCAAAGACCACGACUUCGACCUCCCUCCAGACACUAAUGCAUUGAGAAAGCUCCACGAAGAUAUCCAGGAUAAUGUAGACUCGGGGUGGGAGAUGCCCUGGGGCUGGCUGUUCAAAGGCCUGGUGUUCCACUUCCAUCCGCACAAGCAAGAUGACGACAGUCACUCAUAUCGCCUCCAGCUGGCAACCAACACAGCCAGAUUUGCAGGGGCGAGGGUCGCAGAGUCCUCCAGCGAUCAGACCAUCACUCACAUCAUUGUGGACCCAGAGACCCCGGCAUCGGCAAUCCGCCUGAUUCGAGAAUCAGUGUCCGCGACGCACCGCAAGAAACUACCCCAUAUCGUCAGCGUCAAAUGGAUCGAAGAAAGUUGGGAGCAGCACACCCUCCUGGACGAAGAAAGUAAGUGAUUGGCGUGAGAUAUACUGCGUACCGCGGCGAAACACUAAUCCCGGCAUCUACAGGGUUCCCCCUACCCUAGCAUUAGCAUCUUCCUAGGAUCGACAGAGAAGAAGAAAGCAGAGGAGAAAAAGGAAACAGGAAGGAAACCUACGUCAAC
Molecule: messenger RNA, 3190 nt
Organism: Aspergillus steynii IBT 23096
Lineage: Eukaryota; Fungi; Ascomycota; Eurotiomycetes; Eurotiales; Aspergillaceae
Product: DNA ligase (ATP) DNL4
Exons: 6
Coding region: 60-3041 (993 amino acids)
Biological process (GO): double-strand break repair via nonhomologous end joining; DNA biosynthetic process; nucleotide-excision repair, DNA gap filling
Cellular component (GO): DNA ligase IV complex
Molecular function (GO): DNA ligase (ATP) activity; DNA binding; ATP binding
Source: RefSeq, a predicted model, not a curated record